AUGUCCGGAUCGAAAGCUCCCGUCCGGGAACCCACGCCAACUCCUGGCUCACCCCCGAAAAUCACAACGGCGUGCCCUCCUUCGCCCUUCGCCCCUCUUGAAACCUAUUCGUACUUUACCCCACACUUCAAAAACAUACAACACCGCCCUCGGCCAAAGCCUGUUCUAUCCCCGCCACCAACACAACUGUACCCGACAUCCACCACACCAGUCUUCACUCCCCAGUCAAUACAACCCCCGACCCUACGUCAAGGCGACAACCUGGCCCAAUGGAUCUCUCUAGCAGAGCCGUUCUUAGAGUUGAUCCCCGAAAACUUCAGGAAGACCACACUUAAAUCCCUCCUCGCCCCCGAACUUGUAUACAAGGUAGAUGGGCUGGCUCCCUCUCCUUUCUGCGCAUUCGAGGAAUACUUCGGCGCCCUUAAACAGAUUUUCCAGUCAGAGUCCAGCCAGGCCGCGGAACAACAGCGGUUCUUCAAUAGAACCCAGCGGGAAGGUGAGACCCUGCUGAAUUUUUAUAUAGAAUUAAAACACCUCUCGUUUCGCGCCUUUCCACCUCACGGCGAGGAAGAUCUAACGUUUUGUCGCAUGAUGUCGGGCAUACGCGACCGUGAACUAGCGUUAAUCUUCACCAGCCGCCCACCGGCCAACGUCAAGGAGGCUCUUGACUUGGACUCGGCGCGCCGCACCCAAUUCCCCUUGGCGCAAGAACCUCAAGCCACCAGAGAUCCAACUACUUGGGGUCAUCCACCCAACCUCCCAGGCCGGUCCACACCCUACCACACUACUUUAAACCGACGUUUCUAACCCCCCAGGCUCCCAGGCCCGCCAAACAACAAUCACUGUUACUACUGCGACCGUUUCGGCACAGCUGCCAAGAAAUGCGGACACAACUCAGGUAACCAGCCCUUUCUCCUAGCCGCUUUAUACACCCUCCCCUCUGAUUUUAAGCCAUUGACAAUCUCGGGCACAGUGGCCAAUAAGAGAGUCAGCAUCCUUAUAGACACGGGCGCAGCCGUCUCCCUGAUGCACGGUAGCCUCCUCCACUGAACAAACUACAUUCAGUCGGCAUUCCCUCAGCUACAGAUUCUCACCGCCAACAAUUCCACCCUCCAGCUUAGCGGCUCCGCCACAGUUCCAGUCUCCAUCAAAGACACGACUAUCCGACAUUGCUUCCUCGUGUCUUCUGAACUGAAAUGGAAUGUCAUACUCGGCUGUGAUUUUCUAAAACGACAUGCCCAGGCUAUUACCUACUCCCCCACUUCUCAGUCCCUGAUCCUCAAAGACGACGAGGUAACCGUGGACGUAAACAGUGUCGAAAUCGAUACACGACCACCCCUCGACCCUUCCUCCAUCGAAGAUAUCCUACCGGAUAACAUAUCGGCAGACGAUCGCGGCGCCCUAUACCACGCGUUGGCACCGUUCACAUCCGUGUUCACAUGGGCAGACCAGGCUAUCGGACGGUGCAACGUAGUCCAACACCGGAUAAACACCGGAUCCGCCCCUCCACAGCACCUCCCUCCCCGACGGAUACCCUUCCACUUUCGGGAAGAACUCGAUAAGAUGGUAGAAAACAUGCUCCAACAAGGCAUCAUUCAACCUUCCUCCUUCCCGUGGGCAGCGCCGGUAAGUCUGGUUAAAAAGAAGGACAAUUCCCUUCGUCUCUGUGUUGACUACAGACGCCUCAACGCGGUCACGGUCAAAGAUGCCUUUCCUCUUCCCCGUAUGGACGACCUCGUAGCUUCUUUGGCAGGGAAGAAAUUCUUCUCUACCCUUGACCUCUCCUCAAGCUACUGGCAAAUCGAAGUACACCCAGAAGAUCGCGCAAAAACCGCCUUUUCCCUGCCCUUGGGACUCUUCGAGUUCACCACACUAUCUAUGGGCCUAGCCAAUGCAGCGGCGACCUGCCAACGCCUCAUGCAGAAAUUACUGAAAAACCUCUGUCCAUCGAAGUGCCUUGUUUACCUAGACGACGUCAUAGUGUGGGGUACCACGAUAUCAGAACUGCUAGACAACCUUUCAGAAGUCCUAACGAGGUACCAAGAUGCCGGUCUGACACUCAAUCCAAAGAAGUGCAAGUUCCUCCAACCAGAAAUUCGCUUCCUCGGCCACAUAGUAAGCCGCGAGGGCCUCAAAACGGACCCUGACAAGAUCCAGGUGGUCAUAGACUGGCCACAGCCGGUCAACCGAUAUGAAGUCCGCUCUUUCGUGGGCCUAGCAGGAUACUACAGGGCUUUCAUACCGUCGUACGCUCGCCUUGCCUUCCCUCUCACGAGACUGACCGAGAAGUCCCGACCAUUUAAGUGGACAACCGAGUGCGAGGACGCAUUUUCACACCUCAAGGAAGCCCUUACCGCCGCCCCCGUUCUCAGUUUUCCCGAUCUCAGUCGUGACGGACCCACAUUUGUCCUAGAUACAGAUGCUAGUAGUCACGCCAUAGGAGGAGUACUGUCGCAGACAGACACCGAUGGCAGAGAGCACGUUAUACAGUACGGCAGCCGUACGCUUGAUAAGUCGGAACGAAAUUAUAGCGCCACACGGCGAGAGAUGCUAGCUCUAGUCUCCUUCACCAAGAAAUUUGCUGCGUUUUUAAAAGGCAAACCCUUCAUCAUCAGGACGGACCGCUCAGCUCUGGAGUGGCUACAGAAUUUCCACGAACCGGAAGGACAAAUAGCAAGGUGGCAGGAAAUGUUGGCGGAUUUUGACUUCACCGUCGUACAUCGCCCUGGGAAGCAACAGCUUAACGCGGACGCACUAUCGCGAAUUCCCAUGCGUGAGCCCCACAGCUGCUCCUCUUGCCAAGAUCUCGACGUUAAUGCUCUGUCGGUGACCACUUCGGCGGUGAACUGGGCUAACCUACAAGCCAACGAUCCAGAUGUCGGUCUCAUCUACGACCGAUUUAUGCGAGGUUCCAUCAAACCGUCGAAAAAUCAGAUGUCCGGAGAAAGCCGUGAAGCACAAACCCUGUGGGCCUCCUGGCAAAACCUUCUUAUAAGAGACCGAGUACUUUUCUUCAAGUAUGACCCCCAAUCCCCGACCCGCCUCGUCUUCCCUCCGGCUCAUACACGCAGUGUCUUACGGGAGCUACACCUCCAACUGGGCCACGCGGGACAAGGCAAACUGGAAAAGGCGGCGAGGCGUCGCUUCUGGUCACCUAAUCUUCGUCAAGAUGUGGCACUCAUAUGCCAAGAGUGCGGAGUUUGCGCGCGAUUUAAACAUCCCACUCACAAUCCCAGAGCACCGUUGCAACCGAUUUCCACCGGCUAUCCUAAUCAGCGCCUUAGAGUCAACAUCGUAGGCCCCUUCCCACAAUCACGGAAGGGUAAUCGAUACCUUUCAGUGAUGGUCGACUUUUUCACAAAAUGGGCGGAAGCAGCUCCCCUACCCGACCAGACAACGACAACGGUCGCAGAUGCGAUCAUGAGUACGUGGGUUGCCCGUUUCGGGGUGCCGGAUGUUAUUCACUCCGACCAAGGUGCCAACUUUGAAAGCCUCUUAGUACAUGAACUGUGUAGUCGACUCGGCAUACAGAAAACGAGGACCACAGCUUAUCACCCACAAGGAAACGGACAGACGGAGAGAACCAACAAAUCUAUUUUGUCUCUAUUACGAGCGUUCACAGAAUCGGCCAACAACGACAUCUGGGACACCCUCAUUCCCCAUUGUCUCCUAUCCUACCGCAGUCCCAUACACAAGUCAACGGGCUUCACUGCCGCUAUGUUGCCUUAUGGCCGCGAACUUCAACUCCCUUUGGACUCCUAUCUACCUACCCCACGACCCGAGUUCUCAACGCCCCCAUCCUACAUUACGAGACUGAUAGAGAUCCACCGAGAAUGUCAACGACUGGUUCGCACACACCUGCAGGAAGCUCAACUAUCACAAGCCUGCUUUUACGACCGACAAAGACACGGUUCACUGUUCCAACCAGGCGAUGCGGUGUGGCUUCACAGGGAUAAUCCUCCACCGGGACAACCUAGCAAAUUCCACAAUCCGUGGUCCGGCCCCUUCUCCGUCGUCCAGUGCUUACCCAACAACGUUUAUCGAAUACGUGAGGCCGACAACCCGAACACCCUCAUAGUCCACUUUACCAGGUUAAAGGCGGGUCAUCCCCUCGAACCCCCUGACCCACCUCUCAUAAUCUCUAGUGACAAUAUCCCCGUUGGUGAAACCGUCGAAGUUUCUUCCUCCAGCCACUGA
Molecule: messenger RNA, 4197 nt
Organism: Spirometra erinaceieuropaei
Lineage: Eukaryota; Metazoa; Platyhelminthes; Cestoda; Diphyllobothriidea; Diphyllobothriidae
Source: the annotation of a GenBank genome assembly